UGAGGUCAUUUGUUUUGGAUCAGCAGAGUAUUGAAGACUUGCAUACAGUGAGGUCACCGUACAGUGAGGUCACCGUAUAGUGAGGUCACCGUACAGUGAGGGCACCGUACAGUGAGGGCACUGUAUAGUGAGGGCACCGUGUAGUGAGGGCAAAUACAAUGGAUAAAGGAUGGUGCCAGAGCACUGAUGGUGUUAGAAGGAGUGUUGGAGACGCUUGUGGUGGUGAUAACACUGCUGGUAAGGUGGUGGAGAACUCUCUUGAUGAUAAUGGUGAUGAGAGUGACGGCGAUGUUGAGAGUGUGUCGUACACGGACACUGAAGACGACCUCAACAAACUGUCGCUGCGGGACUGUGGCAGCGCGGACGACCUGUUAGCACUUUUCUCGCGACGACACCUUGAAGAUGACGAUGACGACGACGAUGAAGAGGAAGCAACGUCUCCGUCACCCGAUGUAUCACUGCCUCCAACCUUGCUGCCUCGUCCCCUAACUCUGGCCGAGGAACUUAAAGGACGAAUGAGGAGGAAGUUGGCGUUCCGUGGCCAGCGUCAGUGGUGGCCUGCCUCCCACCUCCCAGUACCUGCCCCCGGCCACCACAGGAAGAAGGCUCGGGGUCGCCAGGUGGAGAGGUUUGAGAGUGUUGAGUCUGACGAGGAGGAGAUUCCUUGCUUCCUCCGCUCCCUCUCCUCGGAUCACGAAGAUGAUGCCAGAGACGAACCCCUCGACAUCGACUCAGGUGUGUAUGGGAGCAGUGUUGAGUCGACAAGUCACAUGCCAUCAGCACCACCCACACCGCCCACGGCAACAAGAUGGGCAUCAUCGGGAGAGCUACCAGAGCCUGCCACACCACCCACUCCAGACCCAGCAGCAGAGGCUGAAAGGCUUACCAUGUACCGUUGUAUCAUCUCCUCCAUCGUGGAGUCUGAGACCAUCUACCUGGAGUGUCUUGAUGUUGUCCUGCAGUAUAUGAAAGCACUGAAGGCAACAUUAACCACAUCGCAGCCAGUAAUAUCCCCCGAUGACUUCUCUACUGUGUUUUACCGCAUCACAGAACUUCAUGCAGCUCACAGUGACUUUCUCGAUGGCCUCAAGGAACACUCAACUCAGUGGGACGGAACCAAUACAAUUGGCGAACUCUUCAGAGUAUUAGCAAGUAAGCUGGAUGUAUAUGCAUCAUUCCUACAAAACUACCCUCGUGCAGUGGAGACUGUGCGGCGGUGUAGCUCACAGAGUGCACAGUUUGCUGAUAUUACUCGCUCCAUCAAGCUGCGCUCCCUCCAGGGACAAGCUCAGUCCCUGGAGGACCUCCUGCACAGACCUGUUGCCAGGGUGCAGAAGAAUGCUCUAGUCCUCCAUGACCUGCUCAAGUAUACGCCUGAGUAUCACCCUGAUCAUGAGACACUGCGGGAGGCCCUCAGACUCACCCAGAACUUCCUCACCCAUCUCUCCAUGAUACACACCGAAGCCAUGUUUCCUGCUCAGGAUCGUCCCCAACGGCAUCUAGUUCGUAAUUUAUUUUAUUGUUUUAAAAUUUUUGGAGGGUAACGAAAACUGAGACACCUCUUCCCGUUUAACGACGUUAUAGUGUUGCUAAGUAAAAAACCGACUGGUAGAUCGGAGAAAUUUACAUUCGAGGUUAAGUGGUAUAUUAGCCUCCAUGAUAUAGCUGUAUUGAAUGACAGUGGACCAGAGACUCUUAAGGAAUCUAAUCCACCAAACUUAGUGUCUCUUAAGUCUCAAGCCUCAACAGUACGAGAUCAGCUGAGGAGAGUGGAUAAUGCAACUGAUAAAGGGGCCGGUCGCAUCAAUGCAACUCGAAAUGAGAAACAGAGGAAGAAGUUAGCAGAGUUGGAAGCUCAGUUGGUCCUGGCUUCACCUAACCUUCCCUUCAGAAUAUCCAAAAGAGCUGGCUCAAUCCACACAUUUUUAAUCUCAUCUGAAUAUGAGCGAGAUCAGUGGGGUGAAGCUAUCCAAGUACUGCAGGCUAACACCCCAGGAGUUGGAGGGAGCUCCCUUACCCUGCAGGAGCUGCAGCAAUGGAUCACAUCUUGCCGGUCAUUCUUAAAGACAAAUAUGGGAUCAUUCUUGCUCAAAUCGGGUCGAGAUGAUUCUUUACUGAUCGGUGAUCUUCACAUAGUAGUGUCUAGUCUGCAUGGCCUCACAAGUCCUGCAAAUAUGUAUGUGUGCUUUGAAGUAGAUUCAUAUGGACACUUUUUCCGUAAAGCCAAAACAAAGAUCACUGAAGGUGUAGAACCUCACUGGAAUCAAGAUUUCAUCAUUGAGCUUGAGGGUUCGCAAACUCUGCGUAUUCUGUGUUACGAGGAUCAUCCAAAACUUGGAACACAACUGAGGGGAAAAACUCACCUUGAGCUCUCACGAUCUUGGUUGAGUAGUACUUUAACUGAGCGACGUGUAAGUCUACAGGACCUUGUGUUAGUUGUGGUCCUCAAGUUCCUACCCCCAGAGGCAACACUUAGAAGAGUGCCCACUGGCAAGUCCUCGGGACUUUUUGGUGCCAGCAUUUCCCAUGUAUGCACCUGGAGAAGAGAGGAAAAAAGUGUUCCAUUUUUUGUAACUCGGUGUUUUUCGAGGGGUUUGAAAGACGGGGGGAUGCAAGAAAUUGGAAAUUUACAAGUCUCGGGCCUUAGCACUGAAAAAACUAAACUAAAGAAAUUUUUUGAAUAAAAUCCUUAUGAAGCAGAACAACUUGUCAAAGAAGUGGAUAUUCAUUCUGUGACAGGACUGCUCAAGCUGUUCCUACGUGAGCUUCCUGAAGCACUCUACACAAGUGAAUUGUACCCGCGAUUUUUUGAUGCCUUUAGUGCUACUGAUCCUGAGUACAAGAAGACCACACUGCUCAAACUCUUUUCAUCACUUCCUCAGUUAAAUCAGUCUGUUAUAGCAUAUCUCUUAGAACAUUUAGUUAAAAUUCAUGAAAUGGAGCAUCUAAACAAAAUGUCACUGCACAAUCUAGCAACAGUGUUCGGCCCAACACUCUUGCGACCUGGAGCUAAAGCUGGAAACCCGUCACCUGCUGAAAAAUUAGCAGCCGGGACUGUUGAUGUUAUGGCCCAGGCAGGAAUUCUUCACUUCUUCCUCACUCGACGUGCAAAUGGCGAACCAAUCCAAGUUGUUAAUCAGUGAAUAUAAUUAUAGAGUUCUAUAUUAUAUUGACAUGUGUUAAUUAAUGCAAUUUUGCAGUUCUGUCACCUUUUAAAUCUAAAGAUCAGAUAUAAUAUCUUAUACGUAUAUGGGAAAAAAUAUAUGUGUAUCUACUGUACUGGACUACUGCAUCAAAUGUUCCAUGUAUUACAUUUUGUAUUCAAUUACACUAAUGAAUAGUUAAAAGGAUCAUUAUGUUUACACAAUUCUUAUUUUCCAAUUUUGGCGAGAAUUAUUUGGUUUUUAAAACUAAACAUAAAAUGUGAUCUCAUUGUAUGACUUAUGAAAGCUUAGAUUUUAAUAUGUAUAUUAUAGAAGGAUAGAUCAUCUGUGUUACUGAGUUUGUUCUAAAUAUAUAUUCGAAAAUCUAUAUCUGUUAAACAGUUACCAACAUUAUUUCUACAUCCCAAAUAAAUGUUAGAUUUUUCUUAUCCAGUAUCUGUGUUAGCUGAUGGAAUAGGUAAUUAAAAUUAUAUAAAAUAUUUAUUUUAACAGCUCUUAAAGAAUUGAGUUUGUAUUGUGUCUGUUGCCAGAAAGAGAAGUAAUAGCAAAUAUCUCAUUGUAUGACUUAGUGUCGAGAAGAUGAGACACGUCACACAAGUCUGUCCAUCUAGAUAAACAAAACAAUACAGUAAUUUAUAGAAUUUUAGGCUUUUAAACUUGCUGUAUUACUUCAUUAAAUGAAGCUGGUCUCUAUGUUUCCUUGUUUCAGUUGGUGCAGUGAUCACCAUGUAAACUAUUACAGUGGUCACCAUAUGAACUAUUGCAGUGGUUAUCAUACUGUGAUAAAUUGGUAUAGUGGUCACCAUAUAAACUAUUGCAGUAGUCACCAUAUAAACUGGUGCAGUGGUCACUAUAUAAACUGGUGCAGUAGUCACCAUAUAAACUUAUGCAGUGGUUGUCAUAUAAAUGUUGCGGUGGUCACCAUAUGAACUGGUGCAGUGGUCACCAUAUAAACUGGUGCAGUAGUCACCAUAUAAACUGGUGCAGUGGUCACUAUAUAAACUGGUGCAGUAGUCACCAUAUAAACUUAUGCAGUGGUUGUCAUAUAAAUGUUGCGGUGGUCACCAUAUAAACUGGUGCAGUAAUCAUCAUAUAAACUGGUGCAGUGGUCACCAUAUAAACUGGUGCAGUGGUCACCAUAUAAACCAGUGCAGUGGUCACCAUAUAAACCGGUGCAGUGGUCACCAUAUAAACCGGUGCAGUGGUCACCAUAUAAACCAGUGCAGUGGUCACCAUAUAAGCCAGUGCAGUGGUCACCAUAUAAGCCAGUGCAGUGGUCACCAUAUAAACCGGUGCAGUGGUCACCAUAUAAACCAGUGCAGUGGUCACCAUAUAAACCAGUGCAGUGGUCACCAUAUAAGCCAGUGCAGUGGUCACCAUAUAAGCCAGUGCAGUGGUCACCAUAUAAGCCAGUGCAGUGGUCACCAUAUAAACUGGUGCAGUGGUCACCAUAUAAGCCAGUGCAGUGGUCACCAUAUAAGUCAGUGCAGUGGUCACCAUAUAAACCGGUGCAGUGGUCACCAUAUAAACCGGUGCAUCACUCACCAUAUUCAUAUUCCAUAUUAUAAGCAGAAUUAUUGUCAGUAUACUGGUGUUAAAUUUUUUCAGUUGUCUUAGAUGUAAAAUUGUUUUUGUUUACAUUUCAGAUUUUAACUAUGAGAAAACAAUUUUUAGUUUUUGUAGUAGUUUUUCAAUUCAUAUAAUUUUAAAAUUCAUAUUGAAUUUAUAUUCUGAAUUGAUGUAUAUAUUAAUGUUACACCAACAUUAGUGUUAGACAUGAUUCAUUCUAUAUGUAUUAAUAUUAUAUUUGGUUCAGGGUGUUGAUAAUAUUUCUACUGUAUAAGGUGUAAAAAGUAUACAGUGUAAUCUUUCAGUCAUAUAUAUUUGGUUGAGCAUUCCAUUAUGAAGGUACAAUAGAUUCAAAAACAAAAGAUACAGUAACUGUCAACAUUAUCCAAACAAUUUAAUACAAUACAUAGGUGUUCCUUGCUUGAUGCAGGUUUGUUGUGUGUAAUUCCACUUAUACCAGAAAUUUGCAGUUUGUGAGUUUAAUUUAAACUUACAAUUAACAUUCCUGUACAAUUUGUCAGACACUACCACCUCUUUGUCUAAUGUAUUCACUUAUCACUCUUGAGAAUGAAAUAAGCUUUUAAUUAAACUCUUCAUGGCUUAUCUGCAUCUUUUGCUGCCAUCUGUCCCUUGGUUCUCCCAUCUUGCAUCUCAAACAGCCUAUCCUUAUCCAUUCUGCCUUAAUCCCCUGAGUCUUCUUCUUCUUUAAACACACCAGCCAUAUCCCACCAAGGCAGGGUGUCCCAAAAAGAAAAACGAAAGUUUCUCUUUUUAAAUUCAGUAAUUUAUACAGGAGAAGGGGUUACUAGCCCCUUGCUCCCGGAUUUUAGUCGCCUCUUACAACACGCAUGGCUUACGGAGGAAGAAUUCUGUUCCACCUUCCCAUGGAGAUACGAGGAAAUAAAC
Molecule: messenger RNA, 5639 nt
Organism: Cherax quadricarinatus
Lineage: Eukaryota; Metazoa; Arthropoda; Malacostraca; Decapoda; Parastacidae
Source: RefSeq, a predicted model, not a curated record